Molecule: messenger RNA, 608 nt
Organism: Actinia tenebrosa (Australian red waratah sea anemone)
Lineage: Eukaryota; Metazoa; Cnidaria; Anthozoa; Actiniaria; Actiniidae
Biological process (GO): chromosome segregation
Cellular component (GO): kinetochore; Mis6-Sim4 complex
Source: RefSeq, a predicted model, not a curated record
CAAGAUGGCGGACGCACAGCAGAGAACAGAAGCAAACGAAAUAGCUGAAUUUCUAAGCGAAUUUUUGUUAAGUGCUGAAGUUUCCAACGCUUAUACGUUAGAUGAGUUCAAAGAAUUGUUUCCUUUGAAGUUCAGAGAUCAUGAAGAUGUGAAGCAGUUGUACAAAGCUUUUCAAUCAAAAAGAAAGAAACUUAAAGCAGUGAUAAAAAGGAACAUCGCAAGACAUUGUUCAGCAGCCAAUAUGAUGUCUCUACACCUUUCUCACGAGCAGUAUCAUCAUCUACAGAACAACUCUUCUGUUCCUGGAAGCAAUGAGGAGUCUUCAGAUAAUGAACAGCAACAUCUUAAAGAGAAAUUACUUUCUGUAAGGAAAGAUUGCAAGGCAGCAGAAAACCAGUUUAUGAGAUGCGAAAAGCAGUUGAGUGAUUUUGACAUAUUUCAAGGUUUAAAUAAUAAAGACUUCAAUGUACAUACAUUACAGCUUUUACGGGAAAAGCUUGAAAAGCCUGAUUUAACAGAAGCCUAAAAUUCUAUAUAACUUAGUUUAUCCUUUUCUACUCUUCUUCUGGCUAUGAAGUAAGUGUUUUUUGAUCUAUUUUAAUGAUGGC